AUGAGGGAGGCGGCUUCUGAGCCUCCCCAGCAUGGCCGUGACGAUGGUCUGUUAGUAACUGGCAGCAAAGAGCUGCAGGGAACGCUGGUGUCAUCUAGAGAAGGGUCUUGUGGCAGCCAAAAUGGCACGAGCCGUGUUGAGAGCCCCUCUUUGUGCCGGCUGUCAGCAUCGCCGUCUGGCUCUGUAGACCAGUCCCCUAGCAGAACAAGCCCGGAAACAUCCCCCCCUCUUAAGAAGCCAAAAUAUAGUCAGAAGGAAAGAGAGGCAAUCUGCCAGGCUGCGUGGCAGAAGAGGAAGGAGCGAGAAGCACAGAGGAGGCAGAAUGAGCUGGAGAAAGAGAAGAAGAGGGCCAUUGCCAAGAUGCUGAAAGCUCAGCGACCAGGAGAGUGCCAGAAAUACAUAACAGUGGUGCUAGAUUCAGUUCUCUUACAGGUAGAAGGUGGCGGACAGAUCCUUAGUGCUUUACAGGCUGCAAAUUACUCCUGUGUGGUUGAGAGUCAGGCUGUUCCUUGCAGCAUCACCUGGAGGAGAAAGACUGUGUCACCUCAGAUUGAAGGAAGAGAUGAAUGGACAGAAGAACCAAAUGUUCUGCUUCUGCUUUGCUUGGAGGAGUUUUUGUCCAUGGUUCACAACUACAAACAGGAAGCUGAGGGCCAUUUGGAAGGACAGGAAACCCUACAGAGCUAUGUAGCUCAAGUGAUGGAGAAAAUGCCUGGGAAAAUUCUGGCACUGGCAGGAGUUGGAGUAGAAAAUUAUUUCAGAGCAUGUACUCCCAGUCUUACUCUUGGGUCUCUCAGGGUUCGGUCAAAGAAGAGACUGCAACAGGCAGCAGCGAGUGGAAACCAAGAACAGAAACAGGGAAAACGGAGAAAAAAGAAAAUUACGGAUUCUGGCCUGGAGAUAACCAGAAUGGACGUGGAAGAAGCUUUGGUGGAUCUGCAGCUGUGCAAACAAGUCCAAGUCAGCUUUUUUGACACCUGGGAAGAACUUGGAGAGUUUGCUACGAUGUUCACAAAAGCUGUAGCUGAAGCACCGUUCAAGCGAGAGCGAGAGAAGACGGAGUUCCCCUUCUACUUAGAGAAGAAGUGGUGUGGAGGGGUGAAGGUGGAUCCUUCUGGAAAGGGUCUCUUGGAAGUCUGGAAGAGGCAGAUACAACAAUUUAACCGGGUCAGCCGCGAGAUGGCUGAGGCUGUUGUGUCUGUCUACCCUUCUCCUCAGCUUCUGAAGCAGGCCUACAGCAGAUCCUCCUCGGAGGAGGAGCGGGAAAACCUGCUGGCUAAUAUCCCUGUGCGCCGCGGUGACGGUGUGACAGCCACCGUCCGGCGGAUCGGACCGGAUCUCUCACGGCGCAUCUAUCUGCAGAUGACUUCCUGCAAUCCUGAUCUCUACUUGGAUUUCACUGGGUAG
This is a messenger RNA of Antrostomus carolinensis (chuck-will's-widow), 1407 nucleotides long. Its product is annotated as crossover junction endonuclease EME1. NCBI's taxonomy places the organism in Eukaryota, Metazoa, Chordata, Aves, Caprimulgiformes, Caprimulgidae. Gene Ontology annotation, cellular component: nucleus; Holliday junction resolvase complex. The record is from RefSeq and is a predicted model, not a curated record. The transcript has 8 exons. The coding region runs from base 1 to 1407 and encodes 468 amino acids. Gene Ontology annotation, biological process: resolution of meiotic recombination intermediates; double-strand break repair; replication fork processing. Gene Ontology annotation, molecular function: crossover junction DNA endonuclease activity; DNA binding.